This is a messenger RNA of Aegilops tauschii subsp. strangulata, 1059 nucleotides long. RefSeq names its product protein FAR1-RELATED SEQUENCE 5-like. Lineage: Eukaryota; Viridiplantae; Streptophyta; Magnoliopsida; Poales; Poaceae. The record is from RefSeq and is a predicted model, not a curated record.
AUGGCCGAUGUAAGUGCAGAGUGUAUGGCUGAGUACGACGGCAUUGUCAGCAGGAUGUUUGAUAGCGAGGAAGAGGGUUUUGAGUUCUAUAACAAGUAUGCUCUUGAGAAAGGCUUUAGUGUGAGGAAAGGAUAUGUUGAGUGGGAUGAAGCGAACGAGAAGAUAAUUCUGAGGAAACUUGUCUGUAGUCGUGAAGGUUGCCGUGAAGAGAAACACAUGAAGAGGAAGAGAGAAGAUAGGAAGAGGAAGCCACGGAAUAUCACUCGUGUGGGGUGUAAAGCGAAAUUUGUCAUUGCAAGAGUCGUGAAAACAGGGCGGUGGUUUGUGAAAGAUUUCAUCGAUGAACACAACCAUCCUUUGGCCCCACGAGACCUUUCUUGCUUUCUGCGUUCCCACAGAAGAAUCAGCGACGAGAAGAAAGCGGACAUUAUAGAGAUGGAAAGUGUUGGAAUCAAGAAACACAAAAUCAUGGAUGUGUUGUGCAUGCAGUACGGUGGAUAUGACCAUGUUGGAUGCACGACGGGGGACAUCUAUAACUUCUGCCAUCGCUACAAGCAGGAAACGGUCGCUGCCGGUGAUGCUCAGACGGUGAUCCGUCACAUGAUGGCGCGGCAAGAGAGAGACCCAGAUUAUUUCUUCAAAUACUUGGUUGAUAAAGCUGGGCAUCUGAAGGGAUUGUUCUGCGCAUAUAGGACCAAUAAGUACAAUCUUCCGUUUGUGCCGUUUGUCGGGUUGAAUCACCACCGCAUCACUGUUAUCUUUGGAUGCGGGAUCAUUUUUCAUGAAACUAACGAGGCGUACGAGUGGAUGUUGCGGACAUUUUCUGAAGCCAUGUCGCAGAAGCAUCCGAUAUCUGUAAUCACCGACGGGGACCUUGCAAUGCAGAGAGCGAUCAGGGUGGUGUGGCCUGACUCAUACCACAGGCUAUGUGUAUGGCACAUUCAGCAGAACAUUGUACGCCAUCUGCAUGACGAUGAGGUUAGGGAAGAAUUCAGAUCUUUCAUAUAUGACUCGUCUUCUAUUGAAGAGCACGAGAGAAAAUGGAUAGAGUUCUUAUGA